Molecule: messenger RNA, 1398 nt
Organism: Pseudomassariella vexata
Lineage: Eukaryota; Fungi; Ascomycota; Sordariomycetes; Amphisphaeriales; Pseudomassariaceae
Exons: 1
Coding region: 1-1398 (465 amino acids)
Source: RefSeq, a predicted model, not a curated record
AUGCGCAUCUUUACAGCCAAUUUUGUUCUAGCCCCUUUACUCCUCGGCAGCAUUCAAGCUGCUCCAGCACCCACAGAAUAUGCAGCAGGUCUUGAAGCAAGAGGGUUACUCAAGGGUAUCAGCAGUGGACUCAAAGGCCUUCUCCCAGCGAAAGACAUCGGUAGUCUCCUUGAUGACAUCACCGAUCCCCAAUCAGUCUUGAGUGUUCUCGAGGGAGUGGAGGCUACAGCUGCUCCAAACAGCAUUCAGCAAGCCCAGAGCACGCUCCAGGCUAUAUACAGUGCAACGCCGACGAACCUCUACAAAAAUGUAGCCAAACAGAUUCAAGCCGGGCUAGGGCCUUCCAAGAUCCAUCAAGUCGCUUCAGAUCUACGAGCUGGGAAGGGCGAAAACUGCCAGACAAAUCACAACCCCAUCAACCCCCGUGAGCCCAUCUACCCCAAAAAGAGUCUCCAAGAUGCACCCUACUCUCUCUCCGAAGAAAAGCUCCGUGGGGCCAUCUUUAUCCCGCCUAAUUUUACGUAUGGGCAGAAACCGCCAACCGUCUUCGUUCCCGGCUCGGGCUCCUACGGCAGCAUCAAUUUCGCCUCCAACCUGGGCAAGCUGCUGACCAAUGUCCCCUACGCGGAUCCGGUCUACCUCAAUAUCCCCGGUGCCAUGCUCGACGACGCCCAACUUAACUCUGAGUACAUCGCCUACGCAAUCAACUACAUCUCUUCCAUCACGCGCCGAAAGGAUAUAGCCGUCAUAUCCUGGUCCCAGGGCGGCCUCGACGUGCAGUGGGUUUUCACCUUCUGGCCAUCCACGCGCCAAGUCGUAACAGAUCUCCUGGCCGUCUCGCCAGACUUUCACGGGACCGUGUUCGCAAACUUGCUCUGCUUCUCUUCGGGGUCAGUGGGGUUGUUGCCCUGCGACCCGUCGGUUAUACAGCAAGAAUAUAACUCAAACUUUGUCAACACCCUGCGCGGCAGGGGAGGUGAUAGUGCCUAUGUGCCGACUACUACUUUCUACUCGGCUAUCUUCGACGAGAUUGUCGAGCCGCAACAGGGAAUUAUUGCUUCGGCGUAUCUGCAAGAUGCGAGGAGAGUUGGUGUCACCAACGUCGAGCUGCAGAGUGUCUGUUUUGGCAGACCGGCGGGGAGUUUCUACGGUCAUGCAGGAGUUCUAUAUAAUCCGCUCACAUAUGCACUCAUCGUCGACGCGCUCACCCACGAUGGACCCGGAACGUUGGAGCGGAUUGAUUUGGGUGUGGUUUGUGCUCGGUUCUCCGCCCCUGGGCUGACCUUGGUGGAUGACUUGGCCACGAUUGGACUGAUUCCCAUUGCGGCCGUUUUGCUGCUUGCAUACCCGGAAAAGUUGUUUGCUGAGCCUGAAUUGAAGCCUUAUGCGCGGGCUUAA